This is a messenger RNA of Penicillium arizonense, 3264 nucleotides long. Its product is annotated as extracellular serine-threonine rich protein. The record is from RefSeq and is a predicted model, not a curated record. The transcript is spliced from 3 exons. The coding region runs from base 1 to 3264 and encodes 1087 amino acids. NCBI's taxonomy places the organism in Eukaryota, Fungi, Ascomycota, Eurotiomycetes, Eurotiales, Aspergillaceae.
AUGAAGGUUUCUUCUUUCGCGUUCUUCUCUCUUCUGGCCUCUGUUCAGGCCACUGGAUCGUACUGGGGUUCUGAGAAAUGCUACUCCAGCCCGGGUCGAUCCCCCAACAAGUGUAACGAUCACCAGCAGAAGGGUUUCAGCUGGACUGAUCUCGCUGCUGGUUCGUUCUCCAGCUAUGGCGGCUUCGAGUUCUCUGGUUUCACCUGUGGCAACGGCUUUGGCUCCAGCCUUGGCAAGCGUGGUACCCAGAAGUGUAUCUCUGGUACUGUCUCCAAGGGAUCUUCCAGCUCCUCCGGCUCUGGCUCCAGCUAUGGCUCUGGCUCUAGCUCCAACUAUGGCUUUGGCUCUGGCUCUGGCUCCAGCAGCUCCGGUUCUUCGGCUCCUUCGUUCUCCUGCGGCUCUGAGGAGAGUGGUUUCUCCGUGACCAACUUCCACAUUGCCACAGAGAAAGAGACUGAACUGCACAUUAUCUACAGCAUGCCCGAUGGAUCUACCUGCAAGAACACCGCCAGCUGCCACUCCGGUGGUACCACCGUCACCAACGACCAGUGUGGUGGUGCUACUUCUGUUCAAUUCGAGCUUCCUGAGGACAGCGAGACUGAGAGCUGUGGCUUCGGUAUCUACAGUGUUGGCUUUGACUGCACUCCUGGUACUACAAGCACUGCCUCGGUUCCAGUCAGUAUCCCUGCGACCUCGGUGCCAUACACUUCGGUUGCUGCUGGAUCUAGCUCCAUUGUGCCCUCGGUCUCCGUUCCCACGUCUGUUUCUCCCGUCACUACUCCAGCCGUCAGCACCCCUGUUAAGAUGACCACUUCGACCGUCUACACCACGAGCGAGAUUACCAUAACCAGCUGUGCCCCCACUGUGACCAACUGCCCGGCCGACUCGACUACCGUUGUUACUUCGACCAUUGCUAUCUCCACCACGGUCUGCCCAGUUACCGAGACUACCCCUGCCGCUGGAUCUUCGUCUGUGCCUGGUGUUCCCAGCCCCAGUGAUGUCCUUCCCAUCAGCUCCAGUGCCCCGUACUCAUCCGUUUGGCCUUCAUCUGCUAGUGAGACCCCUGUUGGAACUCCCGCUCCUUCGACCCCUGGCGCCGUGACCACUCCUGGUCCCGUUACUACACCUGCUCAAUGGACCACCUCGACCGUGUACACGACUAGCGAGAUCACCAUUACCAGCUGUGCUGCAAGCGUCACCAACUGCCCGGCUGACUCUACCACUGUCGUUACUUCUACCAUUGCUGUUUCAACCACUGUCUGCCCGGUUACUGAGACUACUCCCGCUGGCGCUAGCUCGCCUUCCCUGCCCGGUGCUCCCAGCCCUAGCAGUGUCUUGCCUGCCAGCUCCAGUGCUGGGUACUCCUCCUCUGUCUGGUCUGGAUCAGCCAGCGAGACUCCGUCAGCCCCAGUUCCCUCUGACUCGGCUUCGACUCCGGCCGAAACUCCUGCUCCCUCAACUGCCGGUGCCGUUACCACUCCUGCUCAAUGGACUACCUCGACUAUCUACACCACCAGCGAGAUCACCAUUACUAGCUGCGCAGCUAGUGUCACUGACUGCCCUGCUGGUUCCACGGCUGUUGUCACCUCCACUAUCGCUAUCUCGACCACUGUCUGCCCCGUCACCGAGACUACCCCGGCCGCUGGAUCUUCGUCUGUGCCUGGUGUUCCCAGCCCCAGCGGCGUCCUUCCCGUCAGCUCGCCUGCUCCCAGUGAGUCUCCCGCUCCUUCAUCGUCGGGAUCGUCCCCUGCAGGCACUCCUUCGGUUUCUAGCUUGACUCCUGCUGCCUCGUCUCCUGUCGGCACCCCCGGUGUCCCUGGUGAGGCCACCACUACAGUUGUGACCUACGAGACUGUGACUACCUGCCCUGUUACUGAUACCGUCACCUCUGGAUCUUCCACUUUCGUGACCACCUACAGCACUGUUUCGACUGUCACCUUGACCUCCACUUCUUCUCUUCCCAGCUCGGUCGCUGCCGGUAGCACUCCCGCUCCCUCUGGAACUGAGGUUGCUACCAGCCCUGCUCCCACUGGACCCGCUGUGACCAGCGUCGUUGUCAGCUCUACCCCUACAAUUCCUGAGGGCCAGACUACCACUGUCGUUACCUAUGAGACCGUCACUACCUGCCCUGUUACUGACACCGUUACCUCGGGAUCCUCCACCUUUGUGACCACGUACAGCACUGUUUCGACUGUUACCUUGACUUCGACUUCGUCUCUUCCAAGCUCAGUUGCUGCCGGUAGCACUCCCGCUCCCUCUGGUACCGAGGUGGCCACUAGCCCUGCUCCCACAAGUGUCGGUGCCAACUCUACCCCUGCAGUUCCCGAGGACCACACUACAACAGUUGUAACCUACGAGACCGUCACCACUUGUCCCGUCACCGGCACCGUGACUUCAGGCUCAUCCACCUACCUGACAACCUCCAACACCGUCUCCACAGUUACCCUCACUUCAGUCUCUACAAUCUGCACCAAGUGCAGCGCUACAGCCACAGGCACCGUUGCCGUCUCCGCCGCAACUACCACCGCUGUCGCCGUCACCGGAACCUCCCCAGCGUCGAGCCCAGCUCCCUCUGCUCCCUGCCCCAACACCGUGCCCCAGUGCAUCAACACCUGGUUGAGCCUGGCACCAAAGUGCGCAUCCAACAGCGACGCCUCCUGCUUCUGCCCCAACAGCGAGUUCACCGACAAGGUCAUCUCCUGCAUCCAAGCCUGGGGCGCCUCAAAGUCCGAGAUCCAGUCGGCCCUUUCCUACUUCACCGGUAUCUGCGCAACUUGGGUGCCCCAAAACCCAGGCAUCGUCACCGCCAUCCCCUCAACGAUCACCCUCGCCCCAACAGUCGUUCCCUCAGUCGCGAUCCCCAGCGACGUCGACGCAACUGGUAUCCCAGCAACCCUCACCCCAGUUGCACCCCUCACUUCUGCCCCAGCCGUCCCCUUCACCACAAUCACCUACUCAACCUACACCCUGACAGUCCCCCAAGUCAGUUUCAUCACAAACACAGCUACAGGCACUGGCGCUACGGCAGGUGCAACAGUCGGCCUCGUCCCCGCCGGUCCAAGCGGCGCCUCCCCAGCAAACACAGGCAUCGUCCCAGCACCCGCAUCCGCAACCUGGGCCACAGCCUCAGCAAGCGGAUACGCCUCAGCUAGUCGAAGUGCCUCGGCCAGCGCCUCGCCAGUAUUCAACUCGGCGUCCAGCCUGUCGGUCGCUACCAGCCUGGUACUGGGAUCUUUUGCUGUUUUCUUCAGCUUGAUGCUAUAA